Molecule: messenger RNA, 3690 nt
Organism: Cyprinodon tularosa
Lineage: Eukaryota; Metazoa; Chordata; Actinopteri; Cyprinodontiformes; Cyprinodontidae
Gene: nkpd1
Product: NTPase, KAP family P-loop domain containing 1
Exons: 7
Coding region: 395-2602 (735 amino acids)
Source: RefSeq, a predicted model, not a curated record
UGUCAGUCCAAUCCAGUCAGCUUCAGACAAAAAACAAUUAGGACGACAAACUCCAGUCUGCGUUUUUCCACCAAUCCACACAGAGGAACCCAAACCAAAGGCACAGCUGCGCGUGCUACUUCUGCUCGGCGGAACACAAAGUUUCCGCCCAAAGCAAAAAACUUCAGAUACAAAAACUCAACAGUACUAAUGGUACCAGGGCUAGUAGGACACAGCAGCUCCUCUUCGAUGCAUAAAGAAGUUUCUGCUGAAAUGCAGAUAAGCCCUCAGCCCCCAACUCCACUGCUGUUCACUUCCCGCCUGUCAGAGGGGCGUUCCCACCAGAAACACUGAGGCUCCUCCCACUUUCCGGACUUCAGAGGGCAUUAUCAAAGGCAUUUUCUGUAGCAGCUGCAUGCCCCAUCCCACAGCCAUCAUGAAGGCGCUAACAACAGAUAAUAUCUAUGCGUACGCUCUGUCCAAGACACUGACAAGGGUCUCAUCUCCGACAACAGUGGGUCUCUACUCUUCUUGUCAGGAUCGACUGGAUGUGAUUCUCGAUCAAAUUGAAGUGUACACAAAUCGUGAGUGUUUAAGGAUUGAGCAGAAAUACAAGAACGGACGGAAAUCCAAGCCUUCAUUCCUGGCCCUCAUGUGGAGGUUGCUCUUCUGCACACUGGUCUGGACCCCGGAGAACCAGAACCACCAUAACGUCAGGUUCAUUUAUGUGAACUUCAGUGCUUGGCAUUUUGCAGGCAGUGACUUGCUAUGGGCUGGGAUAGCCAUGCGCUUGUUUCAUGCCAUGCAGAUGAGUUUUGGGAAACUGCAGCUUGCUCUUUACCGCGUUGCUCAGUACGAUGAAGAGGACGAAUUAAAGGAAAAGAUACGAGAUCCUAAAACACAACAAGAUGGCCCCAACAACUGGGUUUCCAAGAAGGUGUGCUGCUGCCCUCUGUGGUUUUUCAUCCUAUCCAUCCUCAUUGUCCCAACAGUCCUCCUUGUCGUCUUGUUUGUUUGGGGUCUUCCUAAAGCUGAAGUAAAACCAGAUGAGCAAGAGACCAAAGCGGACGGUGCGGUGGGUGUACUGGAGGGCUUCGUCAUUGCCUCAUUAGGAGUCCCAGCAGCGAGUGCUCUGAGGUUCAUCUUUCUGAUGGCCAAGAACCUCAUCUUCAGCCAGGAUCAGAACAUUAAGAGGGGAAUGGACAAUGAUCGGAUCAGCAGCCAACUGGGAUUCAUGAAUGAAGUCAGGAAGGAAAUUUGGUUUCUGACUCAAUUCAUUAAAUUCAUGGAGGUGUUUGAAAGGAAAAGGAUACGCAUCGUGUUGAAAAUUACUAACCUGGACCGUUGCUCCCCCAAGAAGAUUGUUGCAGUCCUGGAGGCCAUCAAUAUUUUACUUUCAGAUGAGGAGAGCCCAGUUCUUUCCAUCCUGGCUGUGAAUCCAAAUGUUCUGUUAGAAAAAGUACAAUUUGCAGAAAGCUGCUUCUGCAAAGAGGACAGAGCUCAUGCUCUCCUGAACCGCAUCGUCACCCUGGCCUUCACAGUCCCACCAAUGUGUGAAAAAGCAAAGCGCAGCUUAUUUUACAACCUUACCAACAGUUCGGGAAUCUCCAGAGAUCCUCCCUUAGGUAAGAGCGCACACAGGAGAAAGACAUCUUCAAUAGAUCUGCAAAUGGUGGAGAUUGAGGAACCAAAGGAGUCAAAUCCACUGAUCAACUCAAACACAGAGAUCCUGGAUGUGCAGGAAGACGAAUUGGAGAAAACAGUUUGGAAAAUCCUGAACAAUGGGGAAAAAAAGCUCAACAAGUACAUGUUAGAUGAUGCCAUUUCGAUGAAGAGGAUGAUCAACUCGGUCUGGGUAACUUUGAUCAUCAUGAAGGUCUUGAAAACUGAGCUUCCUGAUCCGGAACAUACAGCAGCGUGGGUGGUCCUAGCCAACCAAUGGCCAUGUCGAUUCAGCUGGAUCAUCCAGUGUGUGGAGGAUGAAAAGCAGAGAGCAGCUAUUGAUCAACGGAACACAAGCCCUGACGGUUCAAAGACCCUGUGGGAGGUCUUCAGCAGGUCCAGAGAGGAGCUAUACGUGAUGCGGGCACAUAUCGAGGACCUCCUGGAGCAGGACAGGGACCCCGAGGUGUUUGAAGCUUUACUCAAGGAUGAUGAGUUCGAGUUCACCCUAAAGAACCUGGAAAUCUUUCAGAUGGCAAUGGUGAAUCUGGAUCAGUCAAUCAAGAGGGAGCUGGCUCUUAUCAGAGGGACAUCCAGGCUGGAGGAUUCUGGCUGGAUGAGGAACAUAGCUCCACUUCCGAUCACAACUCUCCUCAAAAUGACCACUGAUGAUAUUUGUAAAGAGAUGGAAAGAAUGGAUUUGGAGAGAAAGUACAUCGAUGCAGUAAAAGACAAUAAACUCGAUGGCUCUUCUCUGGUCUUUGGUGAUGUAGAAGAUCUGAAAGCCCUCCUGGGCAUGACAUUUGGGGAAUGGGCAUCUUUUAAACUGCACUUUCUGAGUUUUGUCUCACCUUUCCGGUCACAGUCCAGGAACAUGCUGCCAUUAACUUCUAAGAACCAGCCAUCGAAGUUCCUUCAACACGCCGCUCAUUAUUACUCAUCUACUCCCAGUCUGUGUUAACAGCUGCAUGUCGGGUAGAAAUUAAGAAGUUCAAAGCUGUUGUUCUGCUGUUUGAGGUAAAAAUAUUCUUUGAACUUUUGGCUGGUUUUGUAUGACUUUAAUAAGCAGGCAGCACUGUGAUAUUUAGUUGUUGAAAUGUCAUGUUUUCAUUACAUCUCAGACGUAUGGUCCUGGUUUCAAGGAAAUUAGCUAAAAAUCAUUACUCACCCCAAGAAAAUAUUGAUUCAUAGCUGAACUGAAGCUUAAAUAUAGUAAUAGUCCAUUUGAUACUUUAUACAAAGUGUUUUACAAUAGAUGCUUGGAUUUUAAAGCAAUUACAGCUCAUUGCUUUUCUAGAGGGCCUCAUUUUAAGUCCUAAAAUAAAAUAAAGACUGCUUCCCAGUCUACUAUAACUGUUAACUUAAGGUGAGUCAUAUAAUAAUUCAGAACACCUUAUUCAUGAGUGAAACAGUCAGUUUUAAAUUUACUAAAGAGGUUAGCAACCUCAAUAAAGCAUUCUUUAUGUCAGGAGAAGUUAAUUAGUGAAGCAAUAUUUAUGUAUGAGCACAAGACAAUUAUACACCAAGUCUUCCCACAGCAUUAGUUGGAUACAAUCAGAGGAUUCUGUUUAUUAACCACAUCCUAUAUGGCAUUUCUAUUGCAUAUUUAACAGUUCAUAGAGAUAAGAAUUAAUGAUGAUUAAACUUAAAACGUUAGACAAAAUACUGGUAAUUUAUAAAAAUGAGAAUAAGAUUUAAGCAUUUUUAUUUUUAAACAAGUGGCUACAGUCCAGACCAUUAUUUCUGUUUUUUCUCAUGUUAAAUAAUGAAAAUUAUUUUAUUUUUAUUUUUUUUGCAAUGUUUUUAUCUUUCUGUGAAGCACUUUGGUCUCCCUGGUGUUGUUGUAAAGUUCUAUAUAAAUAAACUUUGAUUUGAAUUUGAUUUAAAAAUGGAUAUACUCCUAAUUCUUUAUUGAUUGUGAAUAAGGCAGCUCAACACAAUGCAUAAGGAGUAAAAAUGCAAUUCUUUAUUUCAUGCUAAUCAAAGGCAAACUGGUGAAUUAAAUGUAAACACAAAGUGUUCCACAGUAAAAUCCUCAUUUCAACAAAU